Molecule: messenger RNA, 4209 nt
Organism: Oikopleura dioica
Lineage: Eukaryota; Metazoa; Chordata; Appendicularia; Copelata; Oikopleuridae
Source: the annotation of a GenBank genome assembly
AUGACCGAGGAUUUGGUGGAGCCGACGCCUCCGCCGCGGAGCAAAAGCGAAAAAAGAAAGAAAGGAUCCAAGGAGAUUUUAACGAGCCCAACCGAUGCACAGCAAUUUAUCGAAAACCUCGUCAACCAGUCAUUCCCCUCUGUUCUUCUCGACGAUGUAGAAACCGAUGACGACGACGAUUGCUGCUCUUCAAAUACUUCUUCGACGAAGAAAGCUCCUUCUAGCAUUGAUCGAUCUUCAAAGCCAGAUCUCGUCCCUGAAAAUGAAACGAUGCCUAAUCUUGCUCCCAGUCCACUUAGAAAUUCGCCUGCGCCAAUGUCAGUUUCUUCAUCUUCAGUUUCGCCGCAAAAGGCCGUAAAGCCCAAGAUCAAAUCGUUGCUAGAAGCGAUUCGAAAGCCCAAAGAAUUACAAUUAUCGGAUCACUACCGCGACACGAUAUGCAUCCGCUCACCCCGCCGCGCUCCCAAUCUCUCCGCUACCGCCCCAAAGGUCAACAACGUUCUCUCCGGCGAGGCGCUAUCUUCGCAAGCGAGCAGCCAACUGAUAGAGUCUAUCCUUAUCGGUGGCGGGAAGAUCACCACUUGGCGCGCCGGUGGGAAAAUUCGAUGCUGGUCUAGAAUGAAAUUCUUCAAUCGCAUCAAGGCGGUGGCGAGACAGAUCCAAGAAUCGCUCCAGAUUGCUGCGGGAAAAACUGUGGCACUCUCCUUUCCUCACGUCGAUCUCGACUUUGUCACGGCUUUCUUUGGUUGCCUGAUGGCUGGUGUGAACGUAAUCAGUGUCGCCCAGCCCGAUCACUGUACAAAAGGCGAGAUGCUUCAAUUUAAAAGUCUCGAUGUUCAAUGUGUCUUUACCACGCCCCUUCUUGCCAAGAAUUCCGGGAAGAAAGACGAAGGGAAACGCUUCAGUCUUUGGAAUUCGAUCAAAGUAACGGUUCCUUCCAAAACGCUACCUCCAGCAAAAUGGCGGGUCGAGCCCUCCCGCGUUUCCAGCGGCAAAUUAUUGAUGUUCCGGAGUUCUGGUGGUCAAAUAACAACAAUUACAACCACUCAAGAGUCCUUAUCGAUUCAACUUGGCCUUAUGGCUCAAGCAACUGGAUUGAGUUCUAGCUCGCGUAUCUUGUCGCUAGAAUCGCACUCGAAUCAAUUCCUCAUCUCCGGUGUUUUACUACCUCUGUUCGUUGGAAGUGAACUGUUCAUACUUCCACCCGAGCUGGCCAAGCAAAGUCCAGAAGUAUGGUGCCGCAUCGCGGAUCGCCACGGCAUCAGUGACAUUUUCUGCCGCGCGCGUGAGUUCUCCUGGGCGAGUGCAACAGACUUGGCAUUCACAUGCGAUCUGGCGAAUUUGAAGGCUAUCAAUUUGAUCGAUGGCCGCCACCCGACGUGUCUUAAUUACGCCGUCAGCGCGUGUUAUAAAAUCAGACGCAGAAUAGCGAUUGAGCCGGAAGCGCUCUUUGGAAUCGUUUGGUCCGAUACAGCUGGAUUUCUAGGAAGGAUUAAGUCUGCUAAUCCGACCAAUAGCGGCUUUAGUUCAACAGCUUUGUUGGUGGAUCGCCUCAUGCUGCAAUCAGGACUUAUUGAGCUACAUCUUGAACCGAGCCCGAAAUGCAUUCUCUUCCCUGGCUAUUUAGACAUCUCUCCUGAGCUACAACUGAUCUGCGCAAAGAUGGAGAAAAAAGACGACGAAAAGAAAGUCGUCCCUUGCUUCGAUCGAGACACUGGAAAAAUCUGGGUUCGUUCAGAUGCGCUGAAGGAAAAGCAUUUAGCUAACUUGCCAACUUUGUCGGAUAACGUUUUCAAUAUGAGCAUAACUGGUGUGCCAGGAACUUGGGUAGAUACAGGCCUGAUUGGAGCGCAACUUGAUGACAAGGUUUUCAUCAUUUCGAGCGCGGAAGAGCACUUUCCGGUGGCAGCAGCAGAUAUUGAUGCAAACUCAAACAUUUCCAUUUUGCCAAUUCAGUGGGAUCUACUUGCUACAAUCAUCACAGCUGAUAAGAGCGCCAUGAUCUUCCGUCAGCGCUGUCACGUUUACACGGUUAGAAUCGCUAGCUCUUACAAACUUGUUGUUUCCGCCGAGUUGAGUUCUGACUCAUUCAGCGACGAGCAAAUCUCUGGUCUUGUCGAUUCAGUUGUUGAUGGAUUGGUGCAGUUACAUGGUAUCAGUCCUUAUUCCAUUUCUCUUCACGCUCCUUUCUCUCUUCCUCAAAAUCCAGAUGGCACACUUGACUAUUCGUUGAUUGAGUCGAAAUAUUCAUCUGGCGAUUUGGAGAGUAUUUAUUGCCUUUCUUUGCCUUGGCGAACGCUAGAAACAUCUUUACCAAGCUCGAUCGCGCCUGGAUGCGUUGUUGGUGCUGCUGGUAUGGUCUGUGGUGCGGUCAUUUCAGGAACUGAACUCAGCUACGCUUCUGGACGCAUUCUUCAGGAAAAGACUGGCCAGAUGGAGACACUUGCUCAACGAUUGGCGUCCAGAGUGAAGCAGAACUCCGACAUGCCUGACGAACAUCCAUUGAUAGACGUUUUUGGAUCGAAGGAGUUCUCGAAGCCCUUUGAAAAAGGAACACGACCGAAGGGACUGCGAUUGACAGCUCCAGAACUCCACAAGAUGUCAACAAGAAUAUCUAUCAUUUUGGGAAAGCAUGAAGUAGCACAUGGUGACCUGGUUCUUGUCGCUUACAAUUGUCCGAUAAGACUUCUCUGUGCGAUAUACGGCUGUUGGUAUCGUGGAGCUGUACCUGUUCCAGUCCGCGCAGGUUCUGAUCAUUUGGGAACUUUCAAAGUUAUUGCCGAAGAAUCCAAAGCAAGCUUUGCUAUGGUUGCUUCUAAGAAGCUCUACGCACAAGUAACUGAAGCCAUUCCGCAUCUUCAUGUUGUUGAAAUCGAAAAUCCAAGUAAAAUGGACUCCAUGACGAAUACAUCUCUGGCGAGAAUACCGUACUGUCCACCAACACUGGAGCUUCAGUGCUUGCUUGACUUUACAGUGACUCCAGUUGGCUCUCUUGUCGGGCGGCAGUUCACUUGGAAGAAUUUGCUUAGAUUAUCGCAAAGUUUGAAAGAUCAGACAGAAGUGUACCCAGGCCGCGAGUUGGAUUUAGCCGUAGAUCCUAUGCAAGGAUUCGGUUUGUUCACUCUCAUCUCUCUUCCAGUUCAUUCCGGGUGCAGUCUGGUCUGGCACAAGGUUGCGGAAAUAGAGAAGAAUCUCCCCGAAUGGAUCAAAAAUACCAUUCCUCAUGCAAGAGAUGUUUUCAUUGGCGCCGCUUUUGCUAAGAAGAUUCAGUGGGUUCAGCAGAAGAGCAUCGCCACCGCAAAACUGACGAAUGUCAGAAGCUUCAACGUUGUUUUCCAAAAUGUUCGUCCAGACGCCGAUGUUCUCUCGCGCGUUUCCAAGCUCCUCGAGACAGUUGGACUCAGUCCUCGGGCCGUUUCUUGUUCCACUUCUUUAUUACCCUCUCCUCUGAUUUCACUGAGAAGUGGUAUUGCCAGGCCCUUGAGGACUUCCUGCGUCGAUUUGACUGGACUCAAGAAUGGCAGGAUCAAAUCUUCAGCUAGAGGUUCGAAAUACUGCGCAACACUUCAAGAAGCAGGGUGUAUUCUUCCUGGAAUGGAGAUCGUCAUUGCUGAUGUGAUGAACCAGGGACAGUGCGGAGUUGGCAGACUGGGAGAGAUAUGGAUCAGAUCUGACUACAUCUGCAAUACCUUCGUCUCUUCUUUUGGAGGCGAUCCAUACGUUCCUGUUGAGACACUUCAAAGCAUGCUUUGCAAAAAACUUGAAGUGGGGACGGCAAAAGGGACCUGGGCGCGAACAGGAAUGUUGGGAUUCCUCGAGCGCUGUGAAGAUUCAAAAGAGCUGUCGCUUUAUUUUAUUGGCAACAUGAAUGAACACAUUCAGCACAGAGGUUUCCAGUUUCACCCGACUGAUCUCGAAGCCUCCCUGCGUCGUUGUAAUAGUUCAAUAAUUAACUGCUGCGUCUGUCAAGUCGACGGGCAUAUGAUUUGCCUCGUUGAAACGACGAAGGAAGUGCCUCAUUGCCCGAUUCUAGCGUCGAAGAUCACGGCGACGCUCUCCGACGUUCACCACGUGAUUAUUUCUGUCGUUGUCCUGCUCCGUCCAAGUUCAAUUCCUAUGUCAACUCAAGGUACACCUCAGCGUCAGCGUGCCGCCGAAAUGUUGCUUCAAGACAAAUUCAAUCCAAUCCUCAUGUCUUACAAUUGUUAG